AUGGCCUCUGCAACAGGUAUCCCAGCCCAGAAUCCACGUCUCGAAGAAGAAGCACCCCUCCUGGGAGGACCAGGAGAUGCGACACAACAACCCGAUCAGGGUCUGCAAUGGAACUUUGUCAAAGGCACAGCCAUCCUCGCACAGGCAGGCAUCGUGAUCCUCACGGCGCUGGUCUGGGCCGCCAUUUUCGAGCACCCAUUCAUCUUCUUCUCCUACCACCCGAUCCUCAACUCCUUGGCCGUCCUGUUGUUCGUCGAGGGCAUACUGGUCCUCCAACCCACAGCCACCCAGAAGGACAAGGUCACAGGCGCAUAUGUCCAUUCAGUGAUCAACACGGCGGCGGUGGCCCUGGCCAUUGCCGGCCUAGUGGUGAUUGAAAUGAAUAAAGCUUCACACCCAGAGACUCGCUUCCAGAGCGUGCAUGGCAAGAUGGCACUGGUGGCUUAUAUUCUCAUCUUCCUCCAGUGGUUCAUUGGCGCUGCCAUGUUCUACCUGCAGGGCUCCGUGUUCGAGGUGGAUCGUGCGAAGUCGAUUUACAAGUACCAUCGGAUUUCAGGAUACAUUCUGGCAAUUUACAUGCUGGCCGUUGUUGCAGCGGCCACACAGACAACUUACAAUGUCAAGAUCUUACACAUCAAGCUCUGGGCAGUCAUCGUUGCUAGCAUCCUUGUGCUCGUUGGUGUAAUCCCGAGGAUCAAGAAGCGGAAGCUCGGGUUUUGA
Messenger RNA from Cladophialophora yegresii CBS 114405, 720 nucleotides. RefSeq lists its product as uncharacterized. Bases 1 to 720 code for a protein of 239 amino acids. NCBI's taxonomy places the organism in Eukaryota, Fungi, Ascomycota, Eurotiomycetes, Chaetothyriales, Herpotrichiellaceae. The record is from RefSeq and is a predicted model, not a curated record. Gene Ontology annotation, molecular function: transmembrane monodehydroascorbate reductase activity. The transcript has 3 exons.